UUCCCCGAGCUCUGGGCUUUGGCGGCGGGGGCUGAAGGCGAGCGGCGGGGAAAGGACAGCUUCAGCAGCGGCUGCUUAGCGGGGAGAAGCGAGACCUGCAGGUCCAAGUCGGAGCCGGGUGGUCUCACCUUCGAGCGGGUGAGCUCGCCGGACCUCGGGUCAGCUCCGCGGCAGCCAACGCCGGCUGCUCUGCCGGCUCCCGGCUGGGUCGCGAAGCGUCGGCUGGACCCGCCCCGAGCUCCAUGGUCCGCCCGGCCCCGCGCGAUGGUGACUCUGGGCGCCGAAGUCGGCGCGGAGCGAGCCCACAGCAGCUCGCACAAUGAGGGCGAGUGGCGCGGCGCGCGGCCGGCGGGGGCUGUCUCCGCGAGCCCAGCGCCACGGGAAGCGGCCCAGCCACCUGAACCCGAAAAACGCCAACAAGUAGUUUCUCGUUGGAGAAGGGCGGCUCGGCUGGGUGUCGGGACUCCGUCCGGCUGCCCGGUGCACCUCGUCCACUCGGACACCAUAGCAGAACCACUUUUCUCUCAGUCUCGUUAAGUCAUGUCUAAGGCACAGAGAUGGGCAAGAUCGAGAACAACGAGAGGGUGAUCCUCAAUGUCGGGGGCACCCGGCACGAAACCUACCGCAGCACCCUCAAGACCCUGCCCGGGACGCGCCUGGCCCUUCUCGCCGCCUCCGAGCCCCAGGGCGACUGCCUGAAGGCGGCGGGCGACAAGCUGCAGCCGUCGCCCCCUACGCUCUCGCCGCCGCCGCGACCGCCCCCGCUGUCCCCCGGGCCGGGCGGCUGCUUCGAGGGCGGCGCGGGCAACUGCAGCGUCCGCGGCGGCGGCGACCACCCCCGGGGCAGCCGCGAGUUCUUCUUCGACCGGCACCCGGGCGUGUUCGCCUAUGUGCUCAACUACUACCGCACCGGCAAGCUGCACUGCCCCGCCGACGUGUGCGGGCCGCUGUUCGAGGAGGAGCUGGCCUUCUGGGGCAUCGACGAGACCGACGUGGAGCCCUGCUGCUGGAUGACUUACCGGCAACACCGCGACGCCGAAGAGGCGCUCGACAUCUUCGAGACUCCCGACCUCAUCGGCGGCGACCCUGGCGACGACGAGGACCUGGCGACCAAGAGGCUGGGCAUCGAGGACGCCGCGGGCCUGGGGGGCCCCGACGGCAAGUCCGGCCGCUGGAGGAGGCUGCAGCCCCGCAUGUGGGCCCUCUUUGAGGACCCCUACUCGUCCAGAGCCGCCAGGUUUAUUGCUUUUGCUUCUUUAUUCUUCAUCCUGGUUUCAAUCACAACUUUUUGCCUGGAGACACAUGAAGCUUUCAAUAUUGUUAAAAACAAGACAGAACCAGUCAUCAAUGGCACAAGUGUCGUUCUACAGUAUGAAAUCGAAACAGAUCCUGCCUUGACGUAUGUAGAAGGAGUGUGCGUGGUAUGGUUUACUUUUGAAUUUUUAGUCCGUAUUGUUUUUUCCCCCAAUAAACUUGAAUUCAUCAAAAACCUCUUGAAUAUCAUUGACUUUGUGGCCAUCCUACCCUUCUACUUAGAGGUGGGACUCAGUGGGCUGUCAUCCAAAGCUGCUAAAGAUGUACUUGGCUUCCUCAGGGUGGUCAGGUUUGUCAGGAUCCUGAGAAUCUUCAAGCUCACCCGCCAUUUUGUAGGUCUGCGGGUGCUUGGACACACGCUUCGAGCAAGUACUAAUGAAUUUUUGCUGCUGAUCAUCUUCCUGGCUCUAGGAGUUUUGAUAUUUGCUACUAUGAUCUACUAUGCGGAGAGGGUAGGAGCUCAACCCAAUGACCCUUCAGCUAGUGAGCACACGCAGUUCAAAAACAUUCCUAUUGGAUUCUGGUGGGCUGUAGUGACCAUGACUACCUUGGGCUAUGGAGAUAUGUACCCCCAAACGUGGUCAGGGAUGCUUGUGGGAGCCCUGUGUGCUCUGGCUGGAGUACUGACAAUAGCCAUGCCGGUGCCUGUCAUUGUCAACAAUUUUGGAAUGUACUACUCCUUGGCAAUGGCGAAGCAGAAACUCCCAAGAAAAAGAAAGAAGCACAUCCCUCCUGCCCCUCAGGCAACCUCGCCUACUUUUUGCAAGACAGAAUUAAAUAUGGCCUGUAAUAGCACACAGGGUGACACAUGUCUGGGCAAAGACAAUCGGCUUCCGGAACACAACAGAUCAGUGUUAUCAGGUGACGACAGUACAGGAAGUGAGCCGCCAUUAUCACCCCCAGAAAGGCUCCCCAUCAGACGCUCUAGUACCAGAGACAAACACAGAAGAGGGGAAACAUGUUUCCUACUGACGACAGGUGAUUACACGUGUGCUUCUGAUGGAGGGAUCAGGAAAGAUAACUGCAAAGAGGUUGUCAUUACUGGUUACACGCAAGCUGAGGCCAGAUCUCUUACUUAAUGGCUUGGGGAAGGCACAAAACAUGAGAGAAAGUGUUGUACAGAAUUUAUCAUGGAUUUUUGACUGCUGAAAAAGGGACUGUGGAAUUUAGCCAUACCAAGGACUGUACUGGAAACAGAUUUCUGCUGCUGAAUGUGCCCUGAUGUGACCAGGUUGCACUUGGAAGAGAUCCUCCCGUCUUCAUGAGGCAUUAAAAGUUUGUAAAAGAACUGUGGAUGGAACUCAUUUGGUGCUCCCCAUAUGAGUGGUCUGCUUGUGGACUGGCCAGCAUCCAUGAAACAACUGUAAAUACCAGCGUGUGUGCAUGGAUCAACAGCUUUGGCCAUCUCACGUCAAAGGAAGCCAAAUUCAUGAUCAACAUCUCUGGAGCUUCAAGUAAGGCCCAUACCUCUGUGAAUUGCCACCUCAUGGAGUUGCAGUAGAUUGUGCUGUGAAUCAUAAAAGCAGUGAUAUUGGUGUAGUAUAGGUCUGUCUUAAUUUCCCUUAUUUCUCCUUCGUUGGUUGGAUCCACAAACACUAACUGUAUCAUUUUUUAAUAAACCACUUAUAUGAUCAGCUUGUCAGAUUAUGUUGUGAAAUUUUCGGUGCCUAUUUAUCAAAACUGACCUAUUUUGAAUCCCACAUUUGUUUAAGUUCUGAAAAAUUGUUUGACUUAAAAAACUCACUAAUAUUACUUAUAGUUUAAGUGUUCUGUCAUUGUUACCUCAAUUACUAAUAUUACAAAAAAUAAAAUUCUGGCAAUGAGAGUAUUUUUUUAUUAAAUGAUCAAGGAACAAUGUCAGUAUAUAGUAGAAUAUUAAUUGAAUUAUAUCCUAAAAUGUAUAUUUUGCAUAAAAGAGAUAUUCUUCAAUCAAUUACUUUUUUGUGUUUUGUGGCAAAUUAAGCUUGUACUUGUCUUUAAAACUGUUGUAGUUGAAACUGUAUAAGAAUUCUUCAUCUUGCUUAAUCAGUAUUUCCAGAAUCUAUUAGUUCCCCUGGGAUUCUGAAUAUAACGUAUAACCUAAUUAUGAACCUCUGUAUCGUGGACCUUUUGUGAACAUCUCAAGGUGCAUGCACAUCCUUGUUGAUAAUUGAUGGAAAUGUAAAUAACUGAAAUGAAGAAUAAAAGGCAAAUAAGCUGGGGAUAAACUUGAAUCCUAUCUGAUUAAAUUCUUCAUAUUCUU
Messenger RNA from Lipotes vexillifer (Yangtze River dolphin), 3556 nucleotides. It is a transcript of the gene KCNC2, whose product is annotated as potassium voltage-gated channel subfamily C member 2. The transcript is spliced from 6 exons. NCBI's taxonomy places the organism in Eukaryota, Metazoa, Chordata, Mammalia, Artiodactyla, Lipotidae. Bases 558 to 2393 code for a protein of 611 amino acids. The record is from RefSeq and is a predicted model, not a curated record. Gene Ontology annotation, molecular function: delayed rectifier potassium channel activity; protein binding. Gene Ontology annotation, biological process: action potential; potassium ion transmembrane transport; protein homooligomerization. Gene Ontology annotation, cellular component: voltage-gated potassium channel complex; dendrite membrane; axon terminus.